Messenger RNA from Toxotes jaculatrix (banded archerfish), 1426 nucleotides. RefSeq names its product interferon-induced protein 44-like. Gene Ontology annotation, molecular function: GTP binding. Lineage: Eukaryota; Metazoa; Chordata; Actinopteri; Toxotidae. The transcript is spliced from 7 exons. The record is from RefSeq and is a predicted model, not a curated record. Bases 1 to 1416 code for a protein of 471 amino acids.
AUGUCUGUGGUCACAUCCAGCCUGUCUAAAGAUCAGCAAAAGAAGCUGCGCUCUCUCUUCGGUUACAUCAAAUUCCACCUGCUCUACAAAGCCAGCGUUCACGGCUUCACUGCUGCUGCUUUCCACAGCCGCUGUGACAAACAGGGGCCCACUGUCAUUGUUGCCUACAAUGCUGCUGGGUUUGUUUUUGGAGCUUACACCUCUAAGGACUACACCCAGAGCGAACAGGCCAUCAGUGAUGAGCAGGCUUUCCUCUACAGCAUCAGUGCAGAGGGAAACAAGCUGCUGAGGGUGGCGGGUAUCAGCGGACAGUGUGCUUUCACAGAUGGAGGCACGGGUCCGAAUUUUGGUGCUUUGAUGUUCCUGCAUGAGGACAGACCUGAGUUCCUGUCCAACCCAGGGACAAACUUCAACUUUCAAGCAGCAGCAAUGCAUGGAGAGGACUUAACACUGACUGAGUUUGAAGUGUAUCGAGUUGAAGGUUUGGGAGAUGUCCUGGCUAAACCCUGGAGGAACAUCGAGUGGACUGCUGAGAGAAAGCAGCAGUUGAUGAAGGCCAUCCAGACCUAUAAGCCUGACAUCAAAACAAUUCAUGAAGUCCGGGUGUUGUUGGUGGGUCCAGUUGGGGCUGGCAAGUCCAGCUUCUUCAACUCCAUCAAUUCAGCAUUUCGAGGCAACAUCACGUCCCAGGCCAUCGCUGGAACAGCAGGGACGAGUGUGACCACUCAGUUUCGCACCUACACCAUCAAGGUUGGCAAAGGUGGUGGAGCUGUUCCUCUGAUCCUGUGUGACACAAUGGGGCUGGAGGAAAACACUGGUGCUGGUUUGGACAUUGAGGACUUAGUCAGCAUCUACAGGGGUCAUGUCAAGGAUCGCUACCAGUUUAGUCCCUCUGCUCCUCUCCUGGAGAAUGCUCCUGGCUACAAGAAGCAUGUGACCCUGAAUGACAUGAUUCACUGCGUGGCUUACGUGUUCGACACCUGCAAGGUGUCUCUCCUUACCCCGAAAAUGUUGGACAAGUUUGCUGCCAUCCGGAAAAAGACCAAUCAACGGGGCAUUCCUCAGAUACUUCUGAUGACCAAAGUAGAUGAGGCCUGUCCACUAGUGGCAGAGGACUUGAAAAAUGUUUAUCGCAGCGCUUACAUUCAGACGAAGGCUCGGGAGCUGAGUGAGUCUCUGGGCAUUCCGUUGUCCUGUGUGCUGCCAGUGCAGAACUACAGUGAGGAGCUGAACCUGGACCAGGACACUGACAUCUUGCUCUUUACUGCUGUGGAGCAGAUGCUGAACUAUGCAGACAGUUUCUUUGAGAACCAGGAUGUUGAGGAUCACGAGGUGCACGAUCACCUGGAUCUCUACAGAUCCAACGAUCACCAACAUCCUGUUUUAUCGGAACGUACUGAGCAUAAUGUAGUUUGAAAGACAGAAU